AUGUGGAUGCAGCAGUGGAUGCCGGCCGCGGCCGCCGACUGCCCCCAAUUUUACAGCCACAAGAAUCCGCAGCACACGGCGUGCAAGCCUCUCAACACAUGGUGCAAGAUAAAGGAGAGCGGCAUGGACGAUACCCAGCGCGGCCUCAUACUGAAGCUGCACAACCACUACCGGAGCCGGAUCGCACGUGGCAACGUGACGGGAUUCAAGCCGGCAGCCGACAUGCAGGAGCUGCUCUGGGACUCAGAUCUUGAAUACGUGGCUCAGGCACAUGCAAACCUCUGCACGACUCCCGACGGUGACCUGAAACACGACCACGUGCGGGACCGCUUCACGCCACGCUUCGAGUUCACGGGUCAGAACUUGGCGUGGAUAGGCCGGUCGUUCAGCGACGGGGGGCCCAACUGGACCUACGUGAUUCUCAACUGGUUUGAAGAGCACAAGCUCUACCCCGCACGCCUGGUGUCUCGGUUUGACGUCACCGCAGGCAUCAAGACGGGCCAUUUCACCCAGCUUGUCUGGGCCAAGUCGCGCUACGUUGGCUGCGGAUACGUCUACUACACCGUCGACAAGGCCCGCUACCCACACAUGAAGCACUACGCGUGCUGA
Messenger RNA from Dermacentor silvarum, 609 nucleotides. Its product is annotated as CRISP/Allergen/PR-1-like. The transcript has 2 exons. Bases 1 to 609 code for a protein of 202 amino acids. The record is from RefSeq and is a predicted model, not a curated record. Lineage: Eukaryota; Metazoa; Arthropoda; Arachnida; Ixodida; Ixodidae. Gene Ontology annotation, cellular component: extracellular region.